CUAAUCAAGUUGAAAUUUCACGUGAUGACAUAUUGACCAUAAUACAAUGUCAUACAAUUGUAAGCACUUUAUGGAGCAAUAGCGUCUAUGAUGCUAAAACUUUACACAAAUUAACCUCUAUCUUACGCUUUACGGUAUAUGACUAUGUAAAAAAACUUAAAAAUGGCAACACUUUAAACCCCUUACCUUGCUCUGGUAAACCAAAGAAACUUUCUCCUAAAAAACGUCAUUUUCUUGGUCGUCUCAUUUCAGUAAAUAAAUAUUACACAUGUACUGAACUUGCGAACAUUUUGAAUGAAAAUUAUACCAAUCUCAACGUAACUGACCAGACUGUGCUUAAUGAACUUAAUAAUCUUAAUUACUUUAGUACUGUCCCAAAAACUAUACCCUUGCUAACUGACUAA
Molecule: messenger RNA, 404 nt
Organism: Funneliformis caledonium
Lineage: Eukaryota; Fungi; Glomeromycota; Glomeromycetes; Glomerales; Glomeraceae
Source: the annotation of a GenBank genome assembly